ACCCCCACUCCCUUCCAGAAUAAGCCGGGCUGUUUUUUGGUAAAUAACGAGCUGUCACUUCUUCGCUUGAAACUUUCCAGGCUCCACCACCUUGGCCAACCCUCCUAAAGGAUGCUGGAGGCUGGGACGUUCCUACCGGGCAGCAAACUGCCUUUCGCAUCCUAGAGCGAGCUCUCCCCACCUCCUGCAUCCUCUGAAUCCCACAGCCCUUUGGGCUGGCCUGUGGUUUCUGUGGACUAACGAAUCUCUCUGCCGGGUCAGGAGCCUUGGCCAGUUAUGGUGAGGUGGUUUCAUCCCAACAUCAGCGGAAUUGAGGCGGAGAAGUUGCUCCUGACCAGGGGUGUCCAUGGCAGUUUUUUGGCCCGGCCCAGCAAGAGCAACCCUGGAGAUUUCACCCUCUCUGUCCGAAGAAACGAUGAGGUGACACACAUCAAGAUCCAGAACACGGGGGAUUACUACGACCUGUAUGGAGGGGAGAAGUUUGCCACGCUCGCCGAGCUGGUGCAGUACUACACGGAGCAGCAGGGGCUGCUGCGGGAGAAGAACAGCAACGUCAUCGAGCUCAAGUACCCCCUCAACUGCCAGGACCCCACCUCGGAGAGAUGGUACCAUGGGCACCUCACUGGCAAGGAGGCAGAGAAGCUUCUGACGGAGAAGGGGAAACCUGGCAGCUUUCUGGUGCGGGAGAGCCAGAGCAAACCUGGAGACUUCGUCUUGUCGGUGCUGACGAACGAGGAUAAGAUGGAGACUGGGGAUCGGAAACCUCACGUCACCCACGUGAUGAUCCACUACCAGCCAGAAGAAAAGUACGAUGUGGGGGGAGGAGAGAGGUUUGACACCCUCACGGACCUGGUGGAGCACUAUAAGAAGAACCCCAUGGUGGAGAAAUCUGGAGCGGUGGUUCACCUGAAGCAGCCAUUCAACGCCACACGCAUCAACGCCGCCAACAUUGAAAACAGAGUGAAGGAGCUGAACAAAAUGGCAGAUCACAGCGAGAAGGCCAAGCAAGGCUUCUGGGAAGAGUUUGAGAUGCUGCAGCAGCAGGAGUGCAAGCUCCUCUACCCCAGGAAGGAGGGACAGCGACCAGAGAAUAAGGCAAAGAAUCGCUACAAGAACAUCCUUCCCUUUGACACCACGCGCGUGGCCCUCCGAGACGCGGAUGAGAGCGUGCCUGGGUCGGACUACAUCAAUGCCAACUAUAUCAAGAGCAUCCCUGAAGAUGGAAGGAACUCGGAGCACUGCAAGGUCUAUAUAGCCACCCAGGGCUGCCUGCAGACAACGGUGAACGACUUCUGGGCCAUGGUGUACCAAGAGAACAGCCACGUCAUUGUCAUGACCACCAAGGAGGUGGAGCGGGGCAGGAACAAAUGUUUCCGUUACUGGCCAGACAAGGGUUGCACCAAGGAAUACGGGUGCAUUUGUGUGAGAAACGUGAGCGAACGUGAGGCCCAAGGCUACUACCUCCGGGAGCUGGAGAUCUCGCGGACGGACAGGGAUGAGCGCCCGAGGCUGGUGAAGCACUAUCAGUAUUUCAGCUGGCCAGACCACGGGGUGCCCAACGAGCCGGGAGGGGUGCUGAGCUUUCUGGACCAAGUGAAUCGGGCACAGCGAAGCAUUCCAGACACGGGGCCCAUCAUAGUGCACUGCAGUGCUGGAAUAGGACGCACAGGCACCAUCAUAGUGAUAGAUAUUCUGGUGGAUAUUAUUCACAGGCAAGGUCUGGACUGCGAUAUCGACAUCCCCAAGACGAUCCAGAUGGUGCGCAGGCAGCGGUCGGGCAUGGUGCAGACCGAGGCACAGUACAAGUUCGUUUACAUGGCUGUUCAGCAAUACAUCGAGGCCGAGCAGAAGAGGCUGGAAGAAGAACAGAGGAAUAAAAGGAAGGAGCGAGACUACUUGAAUAUCGGAUACGUUCCUAUGGAAAAAGGCAGAGCCAAAGGGCAGCCCCUGUCCCCGCGGACCCAGCCUGUGGCUGAUGAUGAGUCGGCUUCCGUCUACGAGAACCUGAACAUCAAAAGCCCAAAGGUUUCAGGGAUGAGUAACACCGGGCGAUAAAGGAGCAGGAGGUGAGCUGUGCAGCGGCUGUGCAGGAUUUACAGUGUUUACGUCCACCCUUUCCAAGUUCUGCAGUUGAGGAUGAGAUUUCAUUGUGUUGCCCGUCUUGCCUUCCCCGAGCACCUUGGAUUCAGCGAGGAAGAAAGAAAUCGACUGCAAGAAACAGAGUCCGCGCCUUAAGAACCUGCCCUGACCUAACUUAUUCAUGAGAGGAUCUUCCCCCAUUCUCCCCUGUGUCAGUAGGUUGAUAUUUAUGUGGAAGUGCCUCUGGACAUUCGUUAGGGCAUCAAGGCUCAGUAUCAAUAUUUUUCUUGGUUUUUUUUUAAUUUAAGAUUCUUAAUUUUUACACACAAAUUGUUAAGAAGGAGCGGAGGUGACUUUGCUUAGGAGCUUUCCCAGGGUUGCGUUUUGUAAAAUGUUAGUACACUGAUGUUUUCAUGAGGUCGAUCAUUUCUAAGCUAGAAGCGUUUUUAGGCUGAAUCCUGGAGUAACUUUGCUGCCUGCGAGGGUGAGGAAUGCAGAACGCUGCCCACACCGGGGAUUUGCACCUCCGUAGUUCUUCUCAUGCUUCCUUUUGGCUGUACCAGUUCUAGAUUUCUAUGCAACCCCACCAAAGGCACCGAGUAAUCCUCGUAGGACAGCAGAUGUGUGUGUGUGAGCCUGAUAACCGCUCCGCACCGGGGUUCUGUAGCAGAAUUGAGACAGAGAUUAACAUCUCCAUCUUGGUGCGGUUGUUGGGCUACAGGAAAUCCCACGCAGCUGAUGGGUGCUGAGGUGCUUUUAGCCAGCCCUAGUGAGUAACAGCCUCAUACCAAUCUAGGCUGGACUUUUUAGAGCCGGGCCCCUCUAAGCUCGCUGCAGCUCUGCCUUUACCUUGCUGCGUGGCUUCUUUUUUCACCCUGCAGCUCUAUGACGAGGCGCGUGUUGUGUCUGCUGAGUUGUAGGAGUGUUUGUGAGUUGACCAGUGCCGUGAAGAUGAGUGUGUUGCUGAGUAUUCCAGCUCUGAUCAGUCCUGACUUGUGACUGGUGGUGCUUCCCGCUGAUCCAGCCCUAAAGCCUGCGGUUAGUCCUGCCAAAGAAGCCCUUUCUGCAGGACUCUGGUGGCUGGAGGUGGGGUCUGUGGGGUCCCACUGCUGGUGCCUGAACCCCCCGAGCACCCCUGGGGCUGGAUGGACUCGCCGCCCUUUGCACAGUCGGGUAUUAGUGCCUGGGGUGCUGGUUCCAAGCGCUGAGCAGAAGGGGCUGAACUAAAGCACAAUGACAUAUCUUGGCUGUAUUUCCUGGCUGGUCUGUCUGUCCCUUGUCGUGUGGACAGGAGGACUGUUUAUCUUUAUUGCACUUUUAAUAAACGUUGAAUAUUCUCAA
Columba livia (rock pigeon) is the source of this 3420-nucleotide messenger RNA. RefSeq names its product tyrosine-protein phosphatase non-receptor type 11. Gene Ontology annotation, cellular component: cytoplasm. Gene Ontology annotation, molecular function: non-membrane spanning protein tyrosine phosphatase activity; receptor tyrosine kinase binding; cell adhesion molecule binding. The coding region runs from base 277 to 2055 and encodes 592 amino acids. Gene Ontology annotation, biological process: protein dephosphorylation; positive regulation of ERK1 and ERK2 cascade. The transcript has 16 exons. Lineage: Eukaryota; Metazoa; Chordata; Aves; Columbiformes; Columbidae. The record is from RefSeq and is a predicted model, not a curated record.